AUGAAUCUUUCACGAUUGUCAACAUCAAGUCGCAGCCGUGCUGUCGGCAGACUCGUCCAUGUCUCGAAUCGCUCCUAUACCCGCCCCUCGAUAGCGCCCAAGCCGACCGUCGACAUUAGACACAUCCGCAAUGCGCCUGGCCUCUACGAGCAAAACUGCAUAGCCCGCAACUACAAGCAGCAGUCANAAAACUCAUGGCGCAUCCUUGAGCUGCACGACAAGCUGCAACUGCAGCAGCGACACUCGAGAAACUUACGCGAACGCAACAAUGCCUUGAAACGCCAACUGGCAAACCCGGCCACAAGGCAGGACCCCGAUCUGCUGGAACAAGCAAAGCAGCUGAAGACUGAGCUCGCUGAGAUCGAUGCCCAAGACAAAGCGAUGAAUGAUGAGAUGGAAGAGCUGGCACUUGCACUACCCAACCUGAGCAGUCUAGACACUCCCGAAGGCGACGUACCAGCCGUCAAGGAGUACAUCAAUGAGCACCCCGAUCGCAAUCCUUCACCCUCGGAUCGUGUCUGGCGCAAUCACGUCCACGUUGGCUCAGAGCUCGAUAUGCUGGACUUCACUGCUUCGGCCACCACUUCAGGCUGGGGCUGGUACUUUCUCAAGAACGAAGCUGCUCUGCUCGAACAAGCUCUCAUUCAGUACGCUCUCACCAUCGCAAUGAAGCGCGGUUGGAAAGUCGUCUCACCUCCUUCGAUCGUCUACUCGCACAUUGCCCAUGCUUGCGGUUUCCAACCUCGUGACCAAAACGACGAACAACAAAUCUACGCUAUCACCCAGCCAGAGAAAGACAAGAACAAGCCUACGCUAUGCCUAGCAGGAACCGCCGAGAUCCCCUUCGCGGGCAUGAAAGCGAACACUGUCAUCGAAGAGGCAGACCUCCCGCUGAAGAUCAUCGGUGCUUCUCGCUGCUACAGAGCUGAAGCUGGUGCUAGAGGCAUUGAUACGAAAGGUCUAUACCGCGUUCACGAAUUCACAAAGGUCGAAAUGUUCGCCUGGACAAUGCCUGACAACGUAGGUGACGACCACUUCUCCGAGCCCACUCCUUCACCUUCAGCUGCUUUGUUCGACGAGAUGGUCGCCAUCCAAAAAGAGAUCCUACAGAAUCUAGGUCUACAUUGUCGUGUGCUGGAAAUGCCCACCACCGAACUAGGCGCUUCAGCAACCCGCAAGUUAGAUAUUGAAGCCUUCUUCCCCUCGCGCAGAGAAAAGGACGAGGGUUGGGGCGAAGUCACAUCCGCAUCCAUCUGCACAGACUACCAGACCAGACGUCUAGCCACCCGCGUCAAGACUGAAAAGUUCGGACGAAAGCAUGAGUGGCCGCACACCGUCAACGGCACUGCCCUCGCGGUACCCAGAGUUCUGGCCGCUAUCAUGGAAGCUGGAUGGCAGGAAAGCAGCAAGAGUAUGCUCAUCCCCGAGGUAUUGAGACCGUUCAUGGGUGGACUGGAGAGAAUCGAGAGGAGUAAUCGCAUCAGCAUUCAGUAG
Molecule: messenger RNA, 1494 nt
Organism: Aureobasidium vineae
Lineage: Eukaryota; Fungi; Ascomycota; Dothideomycetes; Dothideales; Saccotheciaceae
Source: the annotation of a GenBank genome assembly